UUUAUAUUCUUUUCGAAGGUGUGCGAAAAGUUGGUCAAAUUUUCAUAGCUUUUCUUUUUUUCUUCUUUUAAACUUGUCAAGAUUAAUAAUUUGUGACUAAAGUUUUAAAUAACAUAAUUGAAAAUAGUGGAAAUAUUUUCUUCAAAAAUAACUUUAUUAACAGGAGUGUUAUAAUGAGUGAAACUCCUCCGCAUUCGAAUGUAGGAGAAAUGCAACCUCCUCAGUCCGAUAAUGGCUAUGGUGAACGUGAUUACCGUAGCAAACAUGACAAUUCUGAACGUUCCCGUUCUCGUUCAAAAGACCAUUACAGCCGAGAUGUUAGAGAAAAGGACAAAGAACGAGAAAGGGAUAAAAAAAAGAGGGACAGAUCUCGGGAUCAUCACCGCGAACGGGAGAGCAAAGAUAGGGAUCGGGAUCGCCACCAUGAAAGUCGAGAAAAAGAUCGUCAUAAGAGAGAAAGGGAUCGGGAUAGGGAUCGUAAUAGGGACCGAGAGCGUGAUCGUGACAGGGAAAGAGAACGCGAUCGAAAGAGGGAAGGCUAUGAAAAUGAGAGGGACCGAAACUCCCGUUCUCGUCGAAGUCAUUCUAGAAGCCACUCCCGUCGCAGUCGAUCGCGUAGUAAUGAUUAUGAUAGUCGAAGGAAGCGUCGUUCAAAUAGUCGCUCCGAUAGGCGAGAUCGUGUUCGCGAUCGCGAACGUAGCCGAAGUUAUGAAAGUCGCAGACAUGAACGUGGCAGCAGAGAACGUGGUCAUAGUCAAGGAAAUGCUGUUGAUUCUGAUUUUCGAAGUAGCCGAGAUCAUCGUAUGGAAACAAUUAAAGAGGAAUCUCGUGAAAAAGGUUUUGACUUAACCCAGACUAUUCAAGAAUUAAUGAAUAGCACAACUUCUACCAAAAAUUUUGCUGCACUGUUUCAAUGUUCCAAUAGUAAUGAUUCAUGCAGCAAUGAACCUUCGGAAAAUUCACAAGAUGGAACUGAUCGCAAACGGCGAAAGAGAUCACGGUGGGGAGGCACUGAAAAUGACAAGACAUUUAUACCUGGUAUGCCAACAAUCUUGCCACCAACUCUGGACUCUGCACAACAAGAGGCAUAUUUAGUUCAACUUGAAAUCGAAGAAAUCAGCCGCAAAUUGCGUACCGGUGACCUGGGAAUACCGCAGAAUCCAGAAGAAAGGUCCCCAUCACCUGAACCAAUUUAUAGUUCCGAUGGCAAGCGAUUGAAUACAAGGGAAUUUCGUUUCCGCAAACGUUUGGAAGAGCGUCGCCAUCAAUUGAUACAGAAAAUGCAAAGCGUUAAUCCGGAAUUCAAACCUCCAGCAGAUUACAAGCCACCUGUAACACGUGUAAGCGACAAAGUCUUAAUACCACAAGAACAACACCCAGACAUAAAUUUUGUUGGUUUGCUGAUUGGUCCACGUGGCAAUACACUGAAAGCAAUGGAGAAGGAAACGGGAGCUAAGAUUAUAAUCCGAGGCAAAGGGUCAGUAAAAGAAGGUAAAGUCGGUCGAAAGGAUGGCCAACCUCUACCUGGUGAAGAUGAGCCAUUACAUGCAUUCAUUACUGCACCUAAUCCAGAAGCAGUGAAAAAAGCUGUGGACAAGAUAAAGGAUGUCAUUCGACAAGGGAUUGAAGUGCCGGAAGGUCAUAAUGAUUUGCGUCGCAUGCAACUCAGAGAAUUGGCACAAUUAAACGGUACAUUGCGUGAAACUGAUUGCCCACGUUGCACAAAUUGUGGUUCAAGCGAGCAUAAGUCAUGGCUUUGUCCAGACAAACCCAAUGUGACAAACAGUAUUGUUUGCACGUCUUGUGGUGGGGCAGGUCAUAUUUCGAAGGAUUGUCGUAGCAAACGACCCGGCGCCGCUGGAGAAGCCACUACUGAGGACUCACAAGCGAAAAUUGAUGAGGAGUACAUGAGUUUAAUGGCCGAAUUAGGCGAAGGACCCCCACCAAGUGCACAGAAAGCAACUGUCGAUCCAUUAGCGCAAGUGCACUUGAAUCGUGGUUAUAGUCUAUUUGAUAAGAAGCCAGCGCAAACACUUGCUAUUCAAGCGCCACCACCUUCAAUCGCCCAACCGGCUCCAUCGACUACGUCGGUAAUAUCAACGGGCCCCCCGCCGCCCCCUAUUCCGCCAGCUUGGGGUGGUUCAGCUGCUCCAAUGCCUCCGUUGAUUCCGCCACCAUGGAUUAGUGCACCACCACCGCCACCCGGUAAUGAAUCCUUACCACCACCACCAAUACCAGGCGCUUCGUUACCACCACCACCGCCUGGCACCGGUCCAAUGCCACCAUUGCUUCCUCCACCUCCGGGUACCCAAGCUCCUCUGCCCCCAUGGACACCACCAGCUCCGGGAGGUAUGAUGCCACCAGGGUUCGGUGGUUGGGGCGGUGGCUUCAUGCCAGCUCCGCCAUGUGCACCACCACCACCUCCAUGUGCACCACCACCCCCGGGAAUGCCUGCUUUAAAUCAACCGCCACCACCACCGCCACCAUCUAAUUGAAUUUAAUCUUUCCAAUAAAUGAUAGCAGAGUUAAUGUUGAUUUAAAACCAUGUCAAUUGCUUGAACAGAUUUCUGCAUGCUUAUCUAAAUUUGCUUUGGGAGUUCGAUAUUUGCAAACUGUUCCAUAAUCACAGAACGUAUAUCUUAAAUAUAUAAAAGUUUUAA
Molecule: messenger RNA, 2660 nt
Organism: Zeugodacus cucurbitae (melon fly)
Lineage: Eukaryota; Metazoa; Arthropoda; Insecta; Diptera; Tephritidae
Gene: SF1
Product: splicing factor 1
Exons: 6
Coding region: 174-2495 (773 amino acids)
Biological process (GO): regulation of mRNA splicing, via spliceosome
Cellular component (GO): nucleus
Molecular function (GO): zinc ion binding; mRNA binding
Source: RefSeq, a predicted model, not a curated record